UGUCGGCUUUAGUCGCUCCGACCGCGAACACCCGCGCACACGUUGCGCCGCCGCGCACCGGCUCCAUGCAACAGGCUCGCCGAUAACGCGCUCUAUUUGAACGUAACAAUCACUCUAACUGCACUAUUGAACCCAUUCACACUUACUACGGACCAUUAUCGAAUUACGUUUUACGACGUCCCAAAUUGUAAGAUUCGUUGUCGUUUCGCUCCCAAACCGGCUCUGUGACCAUAUGAUCCGCAUUACAGUGGAACUGUUGCCCGAUUUCCGAUAUCGGUGGGCAGUCACGAUGUGGAUCUUAAGUUGAAGUGCACACUGGAUUAUUGUGUUGAUGGACACAUUUGGAAACUAAGUGACAGAAGAUUGUAAGGUGUUGUGUUUAGUGACAUUACAGUGUUGGAGAUGUGAAUGUUGACGUUGAAUUUAAUGUAUUAGUGUUGUUAUUGAAUAAGUGCAAUGGCUGGUGCUAGUGAGGAGGGUGGUGGUGUGGAGGAGACCACUCCCAGUUCUGCGGUCGAAGGGCGCGGUAAGCGCGGCCUGAGUGGGUCCAUGUCGCUGCGCACGCGCAAGCUGGGCCGGCGCCUCUCGCGCAGCAUGUCCAUCGUAGCGCUGAAGCUACCGGAGAAGGCGCAAAGCAUCACACGCUCUUCGUCGAAGCUGAUGAGAUCUGGCAACCGCGACAAAAAGAACAGAUCAUUCGAGCUCUCUAUUAUAUUGCCGGACAAGACACAGAAACAGGUGACAGUGUGGGGCAACAAUACGGUGGCAGAAAUUGUUUGUGAUCUGCUGAACGAGCUCGGAGCAGUUUUAACUGGACUACCCAGUGGGCCACUAUCAGCCCCUUUGGCGUUACCCCUCGGUGGAGAUCUCCCACCGCCAGACUCACCGCCUCCUGCUCCACCAGUAGCCCUGCUCUUUCUUGGAGGAUCUAAAGCUCCCGUGGAACCUAGAGCAUCUGCAUCCGUGUUGGAAGGGGAGGUACUUGUCGUGGAAUACCAACCACCACAAUGGGACGGUCGAGAUCUGGAAACGUUCAUCGCCUGGGAAAAGAUUUAUGCUUCAACACUGUUUUCGGCGGUGGAGUUGUACGGGAAGCCACUACUGCGCGCCGCUGUCAUCACCAAAGAAGAAUAUCAUCUUCUGUUCUACUUUUUAGAAUCAGUCUCAGAAGCUAGUGAAGCCCUCACGGAACGUAUGAGGAAAUACAUUGAUUCUGGUUUAUUGAUAAAUGAUUCUAAACAAGAAGAUGAAGAUCUUAAUCUGUUAGAGAAAUCAAUAAUCGAAGAAGAACCGAAAAGCUUAUUAACUGAACUCAUUCAGGAAGGUGUGAUCACUCAACAUGAUGUUGACACAUCUUCAGUGAUAACGAACUCGGAAUUUAACGAGUCCAACGUUACUGACAAUAGAAAAAUUGAUGACGACAAUCGAUCCAGCGUUUCUUCUGUCAGUCUACGCAAAGUAAUCGUCGACAUACCCAUAGAAUGUGACGACUCAGUAGUCGACAGCUCUAUUGUAGAAACUAACGAUAACGUGACCACCGUCACUAUCAGAAGCAGUGGACAAUGUUGUGCUGAUCACAGGAUAUCAGCAGACGCCAGUGAGAACGUAUGGGCAAACGUUCGGUGGGAUUUUCUCAAUCCUACGGAUUUUGGCUACGAUCAAAUACCAAGUGUAAAAAGAACUCGUUCUGAGUCAGCGUUAACUCCAGUUUCUCAAAGAAAAAAUGACGAUCUUUAUGAGAGGCUUCACGAUCAUGACGUGGAAGCUGAAUCGUGUGGAAGUAUAACUCCUUAUGAGUCAAUAGAAGAUUUAUACGAUUGUAUAAAGAAUGCCCAAUACAGCAGUGCAGCUGCUGAGGAGUCCUCACCGUCGACUGAGAGUCAGUCAGAGCCUCAGUUCCCGGAUUACUAUGAAAAAGCGAGCACCACUCGACAAAGUUCCGCAAGCAGUGAAAAAAGCGGAGCCUCAUCCGCGUUUCCGUUUUCGAAAUGCGGUUCGAGCGAUACGGACGCGUUCACAUCGUGUGACUCGACUAGCGGGAUAAGUACUUUUGCUACAAAAAGUAUCCCGGAGUCGCUCAAGUGUCGCGAGCUACCACCUCCUCCGUCAACGGAUGGAGUUUCAAGUGAGAGCGCAAUCCUCCUGAAGCAGUUAUUUACUGGAGAGCUGCUAGACGCCUACGGAGAGUUCCUGACGGCGUAUCCUUACGCUCGAGCGUUGCUACGCCGGAAAGCGCGACGCGACGAGCACUUCGCAGCCCUGGCUGACAUUCGAAGAGGCGCUGCCAAGUAUACCAUUAGCGACUACCUCGAAUUGCCGAUUGAGCGAUUGGCGCAAUAUGAGCGGCUGGUUGGUGGAGGCUGCGCGCGCAGAAGGGCAGCGCGUCUCUCUGACCUGGAGCGCGUACAGGACCUGUUCCCCCACGACUACCUCGCGCUGCACGACGCUGAUGCACCUGCAGCUCUGGCCUCGCACCAUGCUCAGAAACAGAAAAGCCUGCGUAAGCGACCGAGCCUGGACAUCAGCGGGACCAUCAGUGCGAGCAGUAGCUCCCUGUCCCCGCGCACCUUCAUCAUGGAGGCGCCGGUGCAGCUCAGUCCACUCGGCACCACCUCCCCGCCGCUCGACCGGCAUCUGUUCCUCUUCAGCGACCUCCUGCUCGUCGGCAAAGCAAGGGGAACCAACUGCUUCAAACUCAAAGAAAGUGUCCGCCUGGCUGAAGUGUGGAUCUCCUUAUCAGACGGUGAUGACACAGGGUUCAUGAUCGGGUGGCCCACCAUCACCGGUGUCGCCAACUACCUCGCCAUUUACCCCACGCAGGCGGCACGAGACACUUGGUAUAGAAAAAUACAAAAUGCUUUAACCGCCCAGCUGUCGACUGAACCAAAAUCGACGAAUAUUCAGAUAUUUUAUAAAGACGCGACGAGUUCGAUUGAAUUUUGUAAGACAGUGUCAGUGAGCCCGGAGAUGAGCGCGCACUGCGUGGUGCGGCAGGCGCUGCAGGUGCUGCAGAACGGGAGCACGGAGCCCGACGCCGACGGCGACGCCGACGACCACGAGACGGACACACGCUGGGGAGCUGUCAACGAGUUCACUCUCUGUGUUCGCACCUCCAGAGACGCACCGCCCACUCCGCUCAGGGGCAUCGAGAGACCUCACGCUGUGCAGAUGUCAAGAAUAAGGCAAACGCUAUCUAACGAGGACGGGUUUGACCUUGAACAUGUGAAUGCUAAGAACAAUCCGUGUGGACUGGUCUUCGAACUGAGGAAGAAAAAUCAGGGUUUAAAAAACGGCAACUCGACUGGCGGGCGAGGGUUGAGGCUGCUCCGUCGUGGCGGAAGGCUGUUCGGCGUGGCUCUGACCCGGCUGUGCGGAGGCGCACCGCCGCCCGCGCUGCUACUGGCCAUGCGUCGUCUGCGAGCACUCGCGCCGCUCACUCACGGCGUAUUCCGCAGAAGUGCUAAUGCUAAAGCGCUAAGACUGCUUAGAGAUAAGUUGGACACACUGGGUCCCUGGGCGGAAGGCUGUCCGGAGUUGGAGCGAGCGCCAGUACUAUUGCUUGCUGCUCUAGUGAAAGAGUUCUUCCGCGCGCUGCCCCAGCCUUUGCUCUCCGCAGAUCUGUACCCUGCUUGGCUUCAAGUUCUAACGUUAUCACAAAAUGAGAAAGUGACGGCGGUGCGCUCGCUGCUCUUGAAGUUGCCGAAGGCUCACUACACGAUGCUGACCUACUUCAUAUGUUUACUGCAAGCUAUCGCUAAGAAGUCAAACAUAAAUCUCAUGUGUCCCAUGAACCUCGGCGUAUGCGUCGGUCCUAGCUUACUAUGGCCCAACACACCCUGCGACAAAGCUCCAAAAGCAGUGCCAAUGGUCGUAGAACUCCUGAUCGUUAAAGCGGAAGCUUUGUUUGGACCACAGAUUUCUGGUCUACUGGGCAAUGGUAACCCUGAGUCUUCAAAUGCAUUAUUAGACUCUGGAGCCGAGGAAAGCGAUAGUCUGCAUUCAGUCGGAAUAUCCUUAGACUCUAUGGAACUAUCAACACCACGUAAGGAAAAGCUAUCGCUAAGCCGAGACUCAGGACUGACGCUCUCAGAAGACGAUUCAAACAGUAACGGAGGAAACAGCCCCGCGCCUCGAAACAUCCUCCACAGCAUGUCCGCGCCCACGUGCAACAUGCAGCAAGAAUCUAAGCUAGUAGCGCGAUACAAUAUCGAUAAUCAUAAUGUAAGCGGCUUGCCUCAAGUCAACCAAAGGCAGAAUAUUUAUUCCAACAAAGCGGAACUUUACAGCACUGUCAAUGAAGAGUUAUAUACUACGCCAUAUAUGGGAGAGAGAUAUGUACAUAACUCCAUUAACAUUGGUAUAUCGAAUGGUAUAGAUGAAAGGAAUUAUAUACCAAAGAAAGGAUUGCAACGUUCGACAGCUGAUAUUUACGAACAAAGCCCAGCUAAAUAUAUAACGGGUUUAGAGCCCCAAAAACCACCAAGAAGUAAUGUUUCAAAGGCAGCUCGAAUCAAAGUGUAUAGCAUGUUUGCAGAAACUCAAGAAGCAAACAAAAAUAUCUCUAACAAAAAUUUCAACAGAGCCAAGAGCUCAGACAAUCUCUUAGAAUCAAAGCAAGAAAAUUUCGACAGUAAACGAGACCUGGUUUCUAGUCAAGAAAAUAUUGUGUAUAGUAACAUACACGAUCUAGCCAUGUUUACAGAAAAUAUUCAACGACAGAAUCAUUAUCAAUCACAAGCAGAAACAGUUUCUAACACGAAUUAUGCUAGAGUGUAUACAGGUUGGGAAAAAAAGAGUGCCAACUAUACUAGCAAAACGAACAACAACAAUACGGAAAAUAUAUAUGGGCAGAUGACGAAGAAACAGGGAGAACCAUCACAAUCAAAAGCGGACGGAAAUUUAACACCGGCAGCCACCAUUUUUACACGAAAUGACUGGACUCGUCAAGCAGCUAGAACAAAAAGUUUAGAAGUUAGCGAAGAAGUCCUCGCAAACGCGGACAAAUUACGCAACGGCAGCUAUGAAGUAACAAACUGUUGCAGGAAGAGACGGUUUGAUCCUGCACACAUGUGCACUAAAAGUUGCACCGCUCAACCGGCGAACAGAGAGCAGGAGAAACAUACCCCUAAUCCUUUACAAAACUCGUAUUCUUAUGUCGACAGCAUACAGAACACCAAUUCAGAAGACCACAAGAAAUCAAGGCUACGCAAUUACAACACGAAUAAAUUAAACCAAUCAAAAUCUUUGGCUAAUAUCAUACUCCACAGUGAUUCGAGUAGUAGCGACACUUUGUACCAGCCUCAAAAUUCGUUCAACAGCCGAUCUACGGAGUCACCGGCAAGCGAAAACUCCUUUGAGAAUUGCUACACCACGCAAUAUAUUGAGCCCUUGUACACCUCGGUUUAUAACCGACGAAGAGACAUAUUUCACGACAUGAAAUCCCAAAACAUGUUCCCUUCUGACAUUUACAAAGCUACUCCGACUGCAGUCAAACCCGAAUACAACAAUUCGGAAUAUGAACGCAACAAUAAUAAUAAGGCUCCUCCCCACAUGCCUCCACCUGUGCCGCCAAGAAAAAUGGUGUAUCAGAGAGUGCUUAAGAAGUUCCAACCGGUGCACGUGAAUAAGGACGACAAGAACUCACGGUCUAAAUCUGUGCCGCGCCUGUUCAGGGAACCAUCCAACGGCGCCGACGCGAAAGACCAAAACAAUAUUAUAGCUUUAGAAGGCUCCGAGUCCGAUACGGAGUCCGAAUCCUAUGUUUAGACCUUUCUCAACUAAACACAAAAUUAAUGUAAGCAAUGAUUAAUGGAGACAUAUAUUUAAAUUAUUAAUAAUGCGUAUCCUACGUGUUGAAAUUGAAGUAACCAUGAUUUAUUUUGAACAAAUUUGUUAUAGGUAAACAAUGAAUUAAUCUCGAUAAGUUUUGAAAGAGUAUGUUUAAUAUCUUCUACGUUUCUAAGACCUUAAGACGACUAUGAAUUCAUAGGAAUUAUGUAGUUAAUAUCUAGAGAAUCCCGCCUUAAAAUUAUAAUGUGUGACCAUAACCAGAGUUGUUUUGGUGAUUUAAUUCCAAAGACGUAAGAAUAGUUUCAAACUAAAUGGUAUAAUGUAGAUGGAUGUAUCAAUGGGAUAUAACUUUAUUUUGUCCUAAAUCUAUUAAUGUAGGACAUAUUUAUGCCAAUCACUCGCUUUUAAAUUUUAUUUAACGUUAAAUAUUUGUGUAACACCGCCCAUAAGGACCGGUUCACACGUACGAUCCGACGAGCUAUGUAUCAGGCACAGUAAGAGUUCUCUUAGUGCGCUGACCAGUAAAGUCCUGCAGAUGGCGCGUACAUGUGAGCCGCUAAUUAAGGUCUAUAUAAUUAUGUGUCUAGCGCUGUAUCAAAUAAAUGAACCCUUUGGGUAUAGUCUAAUAACUGAAAAUAUUGUAAUAAUAUUUGACAAUGUAAUUAAUGAAUGCCUGCCGUGUAUAUAAUGUAGAUAAUUAUAUUGUACGUACAUUUUUAAUAAAAUAUAUUAAAUGGU
Molecule: messenger RNA, 6528 nt
Organism: Spodoptera frugiperda (fall armyworm)
Lineage: Eukaryota; Metazoa; Arthropoda; Insecta; Lepidoptera; Noctuidae
Biological process (GO): signal transduction
Molecular function (GO): GTPase activator activity; guanyl-nucleotide exchange factor activity
Source: RefSeq, a predicted model, not a curated record